GCAGAGAGACUGAAGUGCUACAGAGAGCGGAGGCAGGAAGCGGAGCACCUUCAUCAGCUCCCAUCGCAUUAGGCUGCUCUGGACCCUGGACACUUUGAUCCGAGAAGGGUGAAAGCAUGGAAACGUGCAAUGACUGGUGAUACUGAGACUUUGCAACCAUGGACACAGGCACAAUAGACCGGCACGAUUCGUAAUAGAAGAGACCGAGUCUGAGCAGCUGAGCGCACAGGCUUUCCCUUGUGAUCCCUGACAGAGGGAGGACAGUGACACUGACUCGGCCAUUGUCUCCUCACUGUUUCCGGACAGAGUGAGGCUCCCUGGGUGCCUCUUCUGUCCAUUGUGAGUGUAGAGAAGAAAGAAAGAUCCAGCUUGUCUGCAUAAAGACCUAUUCAGCAUAAUUUCUCUUUGCCAGCCACACUUGCAACCCCAAGAACAGCAGUGAAGUCUGCGCUAUCCCUAGCCCCGAGCCUAUCCCUCCAUCCUCAGCCCCCUCUCCUCUAACUCCCUUAUCCUUAUCCCACUCUCUCAGCCCCUUCCCUCUCCCCAGCCCCAGCUUCAGCCUCAGCCCUCUGCCCCAUUCGGAGUCCCAAAUGAUAGCUCAGAAACAUCCGUUACCCUCCCACUCCACACGAGCCUUCUUUCCUCUCCCUCCAGCCCCCGUGGUGCUUGGCACCAAUGCCCAUCACAUAGACAGAUGGAGCCAACCCUGACCCCUCUCCUCGCCCGUGGGGACGCCAAGAGAAUCAACGCCUGAGUAGAGGAGAGUGGGUGUGUGUGAGUGGAGACAGAAAGGAUAGAGGAGGAGAGUAUUGCUUUGUCACCACAGCAACACAUCGCCUUGUCUCCCUUGGACUCCCCUUCAGCCCGACCCAAGGCACUCGGAUAAAAACGCACACAGCGGGAAAUUCAGCAGCAGGACCAGAAGGACACCCCCCCAAAAAAAUAAUUCUGCCAGACAUAUUUUUGCUUGGAUUACUUGGCAGAUAUAUCUUGUUCUAUCUUUGUGUGAAGAGAAGAUACGAACAUUGAAAAAUUCUAAAUAUAGGAAACAUCAUUGACAGAAACGGGAAACCACAAGAGGACAGAUUUAAAAAUGCUGAAGAGAAACCUGCUCCUCAGUCUAAAGUGCUGGUUAAGUUUUUUUGAACACCACAAAAGUUUCAUUCUGAGCCUCACAUUUCCUUUUCCCUCUGGCCUCUGUGAUGUAAAUGAAUUACAGUAAGAAAAUCUGCAAUCGCCUGGCAAAAAUAUUGUCAUUUUUUACUUCAAAUCAACAUGCGGGAGGGAUUUUUUUACAGUAAGAAAGCCACUUUUUUCAUUGUGCUUUUCAAACCUGAAUAAAGCAGAAGAAACUUUUACCUGACAGCAGAAAGGAAAUACAUGCGGGACUGCAGUCAGAGAUACCUUAGGUGUGCAUGUAUGACUUUAUCGAAGCUAUAACAUCCUGCAUAACACCUCUGCUAACUGGUCCAACAUCCAUCUCACGAGUCCCUGCAAUUUUUAGAAGAAGCAAGAUUUUGGCUACUCCACUUUCGCUGGAGGUUGUUGCUGUCUUCUAACCUACUCUGCCGACCGGCUUUCUGAUUAGCAUAUAAUGCCAGACAACCAAUUUAAAAAGAACCACGAAUCAACAAUAAAAUGAGACACUAAUGGCCGGUGAAAUUAAUUCAGCAGGCUGACAUAACAGAGAGGGGAAUACCGGAGUCCCAAAGCUUCCCAGGUGACUGCCGACGCCCUGCAAAACUAGACUGGAAAUUCUGUGGAUGUUUGGAUUCUUUGCUUUGGACGUUGAAGCUGUAAGGAGGAUUUGGAUCCAUCUCUGUAUCCAGUUAGUGUGAUCAUUCACACAGGACCAAGAGACCUGAACUGAUGUUGUAGAACCUUAAAGGCCAGGGCAGAUAAAACUACAAUACACUGAGCUCAGUCAAGUGUUUUAGUAGAUUUGGUGCAUUACAUUAUUUUCCUCUGUAUAUUUCCCACCAACUCAAGCCACCUUUGAGCUUUUCAGGAUAAUACAGAGCAACCCGUAAAAUACUUGGAACCUUCUGCUGGUCCUGAUACACUCGUGGUAGCUGUUCGCAACUUAAGUAAGGACUGAAAGGAUUAUCAGGUGGAUUCUGUCUUCUUCUGUGGUGGUGGUGACCUUAUUCAGCAGGGUGGGAGUGGCAUCAGGAUGCCUGAACUGGACAACUUUGCCCCCCUGAGGGGUCCCAGAGGCCCUGAGCUUGGCCUAAAUGGUCCAGCAGACCCACUUCGGAUUCAGCACAACAUCCUGGAGGAGCAGGUGGAGCUGUGGUGGUUCAGAGAUCCUGGGAAGUCUCUGCUCUGCUACUGUGUGGCUGUAGUUCUAAUCCUGGGCUGCGGGCUGGGCGGCGUCGGCCUUCUAUCCACCACCACCAGCGUCUCAAGCGAAUGGCGGCUGGGCGCAGGCACGGCCCUCUGCCUGCUAGCCCUGGGAGUCCUGCUCAAACAACUGCUCAGCUCAGCUGUGCAGGACAUGAAUUGCAUUCGAAGCCGACAGCGGAUCAACAUGCUAAAAAGUGGUGGAUUAUCAGACCUCCUUGUGGUUUUGAUUACUGGGCUGUCACUGUUGAUUUGUGGAGGGGUUCUACUACGUCUGGCCCUGGCUAAUCACAUGCCGAAGCCUGGCCAAGCCCUUAAUGACAUGUACAUCUCUGGAGUGGUUUUGCUAGCUGGAGGGGGGACUGCAGUUGUGGGCGUUGGAAUAUACUCCAUUGUGGUGGUCCUUCUUGAAAGGACAAGGCACGGACGAAGGUUGAUGGACCGGGUUUUGAAUAUAUUCACUGUUUCUGGACGCAUGGACCGUCAGGCUCGCAGAGAGACUACCUCCAGUCUGGCUAAUCUCAUAUGAGAUGUAACCACACUAAGACUGCAUAUUUUGGCCUCUAGCUGUUCAUGUCAGAACAUUUAGCCUCACCUAAAUUACAUCAGGCUUACGCCCAAAUAUUACAAGAAAUCUGAUUAUAUCAAGAUCAAUGAUCAGUGUUGUUAUAUAGAAAAAAAUGAAGAAAUAGGGGUUAAUGAGUAUCCUUUCAGUGAAACGAACCAAGUGGACUAACCUGACAUACUAUAUUGAAUCUCUGACAUGUAUUUCUGACAUCACUGUCACUUUUUAUGUCGUUAUGACACUUUAUUUUUUGCUAUUUUGGUAGUCUAUCUAAUGUGAAAUUACUGUAAACUAAUUACAUCACUGUGGCGAAGCAACUGCUGUCUCUAUUUUGAUAGCCGUUUGUGCUUAUUAAGUGACCAAACCGAGAAGUAGAAAACAGGUCGGUUUUAGCCCCACUUCCAACAAGGUUCAUUAUUAGCUCAAUUUAUGUUAAUUAUUAACAUUAAAAUACCCUCUGCUCACCGGUCUUUUGAGUGGACAGACUGUUGAACCAAACUCCAUUCUAAAAGCCUGUGUUUUAUGGUAGGGCCAUAUUUUUUCACAGUAAAAACUUUGGUUUACACCAUCACUAAGACUCUUUUCUGAUUCGCUUUGAUCUACAGAUACAAUCGGCACACAUGCCAUUUACUCAGUAACAUCAUUAACUAACCUGUGAUUAAGUGUUUGCCACAGAGGUACACGUACUGAAUGGAAAGAAAUUGUAAACUGGGUUUAAGUUUUGACGUGCAAAAUGCGACGCAGCAGCUUUUAGGCAUGGUGCCACUAGUCUUUUCAAUUUGGCGCUGGCACUUUUACAACACUUCUUUUCACCCAAAGGGGGGCGUAGUCGUUCUGAAGACACCACAAGACAUCAUCUAUAAAUAAAAGCAUCUUUUUAAAUUUUCUUUGUGAUUUAUGCACCACCCUCACUCUGUCCAUGUUCACAUGAAGAUAUGAAAAUAUUCAGCUGACAAAUUUGAGGGAUUGUUUGACUGUGGGUCAAACUGAGGAUGGUCAAUAAGAGGCUCUGUGAGGCUAAACGCUGGCUAAUUGAUAUGACUUCUCCCCGUGAUCACAUUUCUUUCCUCAGUUUCAAUCAUAAUUGAACAUAAUACAUGCAGUAUGAGUUUGUGACAGACCCUGUCAAAACUUCACUGUAACAUUUGGCUUCCUGUACACAUGACAGAAGACAACAUGAUUGUUGGCUAUAUUAUAUCAUAUACAGCAAUUAAGAAUGUAUAGAUAAUUUAUGUUUUUGUUGUGCAUCAACACAGUAUUGUCUUAACUGUUAAUAUUGUGGCGCCUUGUUUCACUUAAAUCUGCUUUAAUCUAUAUUUUUGAUAUUAACACUGAAUCAGAUUAUGUGUAAUGUAAAAUGGUCAUUCAUUGUGCUGAAGUCAUGGAGAAUCACCAAUCUUUUUGGCUCUACAGACCUUUUAUAACCUCUUGUUUUCAUUAUUUGGUUGAGUUUCAUUGUUCUCAUCGACCUUGUUGGCAAACAUUUUCAGCCAUAAAGCUCUGAAACCCCAUGUACACCACCUAUACCACCAAGGGGUAAACAAAGUUACAAAGUGGCUGACUAACUAGUUAUCAUCCUCCUAGCUAAAGAUCCAGUUGGUGGGUACCAAAUCAGAGCUAAAGAGAGCUACUGGACUUAAAUUCAUUAGAAACCAAACUAUAUAUAAAUGACAAUGUGUCUGCUGAAGUAGGCAAUGGCAGAGGCCAAUAACGGUACUUUGAUGCAAUCUGGUUUGCUCUCCAGAGCAGUGGAUGGACAUGUCUUUGCCAACUCUUGUUAUCUCAAAAAGAGGUGUUUCCAACGAGUCGCAGAUACGCUGGCCUGCACAUGCAAGCAGCGAAUAGUCAUAAAUGAAAUAAAGCAAAUAAAUGUAUUUUACAAAGAG
Messenger RNA from Siniperca chuatsi (mandarin fish), 4794 nucleotides. RefSeq names its product transmembrane protein 125. Bases 2174 to 2872 code for a protein of 232 amino acids. The transcript has 3 exons. NCBI's taxonomy places the organism in Eukaryota, Metazoa, Chordata, Actinopteri, Centrarchiformes, Sinipercidae. The record is from RefSeq and is a predicted model, not a curated record.